GAGCGCAGAGGGCGCGGCCUCGGCAGCCGGGGCUGGGCCAGGAGGGCGGCACCUCGCCGCUAUCGGGGGCUGAAAGGCCCGACCGCUUGGGGCCUGGGGUCGCAUGGACACCCUGGCGCUGGGCCGAUGGCGACGACGGAGGCCCGAGGAUCUGCAGGUCCCGGGGGACGCGAAGCGGGCAUGCAGGAGGCUGGACGCCGCGGCGCCAGAGCGGGACUGCCCCCAGGUAAGGGUGCGCAUCCCAGCGUCCGGGGGCAGCGAGGAGCCCGAGUCCCUGGAUGCCCAGCGCAGAGGCCGCCUGCCCUCACCACGGCCCGACAGCGGCCAGCGCCGACCAGGCAUGGGGGGUCCUCCGGACGGCGGAAGGAGCCGGGCCCAGCCUUGCCCGCGGUGCAUCGCUGGAGAGUCUGGGCACUUUAGCCACACGGAGCGUCGGUAGGAGACCGCGCCAGGAGAGGAAGGUCACAGCCAUGGUUUCGAGCCCUCGUGCAGCGGCGGAUGUGCUCCCCCGGAUGGACCUGGCGCCUCUUGUCCCCACAGCAGCCGCCGUGCUCCCGUUGGGAGGUCCCGCCUCCUCACUCCAGAGCCAGAGAGCCUGUGGACCUCACUCCUCCCGAAGCCGCCUUUCCAGCGCAGCCUGCUGGGGACGGUCACGGCUUUAUCUGAGAGUUGAAAGUAUCUGGCAUCCAGCGUCGUGUGCAGUUUGGGAGUCCGCGUCCAAAUGGAAAGCCCCGCUCUGUACUUUUCUGUUGUUUCAAGGGUGUAUCCAGUGCUGCUGUGUGCUCUUUUUUAAUUAAAAGUCUUAUUUUUAUAU
Messenger RNA from Budorcas taxicolor (takin), 814 nucleotides. It is a transcript of the gene C23H10orf143, whose product is annotated as chromosome 23 C10orf143 homolog. The transcript is spliced from 4 exons. Bases 104 to 439 code for a protein of 111 amino acids. The record is from RefSeq and is a predicted model, not a curated record. Lineage: Eukaryota; Metazoa; Chordata; Mammalia; Artiodactyla; Bovidae.